AUGGCUGAUUCUCCUAGCGGUUCAGCAUACAAAAAGAAACGUCACGUAUUCGGACGCCUGAAAGAUAUCUUGCCAGGACGGAACAAAGACAAAGACACACGUCCAACUACCCCAGAUCCAGUCACUCCAGAGCUCGCCACCUCCCCAGGCGCGAACAGCGACCCAGCGAAAGCCGAAGCUGAUAAUUCUGAAGCUAAAAAGUACAAUGCGAGGGAUCGCUGGCAGAUGGCGUACGACGCACUUAGUGAGAGCGACCGGGACACUUUGGCAACUCUUCUCCCCGUGGUGACAACCGCGCCUCAGGAUGCUGGUCGAGCACGGACUAGAGAGAUAUUUGACCAAGUAGUCAAGGCGACAGAGACCCAGUACAAGGAGGAUUCAAGAAAGAGUGGCACUCGGGCAACAGCCCAUAAAAUAUUAAACUGUGUGCUUUCCUUUCAGGAUGUUGUUGACAAUGUGGUGAAAUUCGAUCCGACCGGGUACGCUUCAAGUGCUUGGGCGAUAGUCUCGCUCGGAUUGACGGUAGGUCAUCUCACCGAUAAAAAACAAACAUAA
Molecule: messenger RNA, 555 nt
Organism: Penicillium chermesinum
Lineage: Eukaryota; Fungi; Ascomycota; Eurotiomycetes; Eurotiales; Aspergillaceae
Exons: 1
Coding region: 1-555 (184 amino acids)
Source: RefSeq, a predicted model, not a curated record